AUGGCGCGAUUUAAGGGUUGUGCGUUCUUCAUUGUGUUUUUGCUUUUGGUAGCCGGGUGCCAAACAGGUGUCUCCACCACCACUCCAGAAGUCCCCAUCACCACUACAGAAGUCCCCAUCACCACUACAGGUGUCCCCACUACCAUUCCAGGUGUCUCCACCACCCCUCCAGGUGUCCCCUCCACCACUACAGGUGUCCCCACCACCACUCCAGGUGUCCCCACCACCACUCCAGAAGUCCCCGCCACCACUACAGAAGUCCCCACCACCACUACAGGUGUCCCCACCAUCACUCCAGGUGUCCCCACCACCACUUCAGAAGUCCCCACCACCACUCCAGAAGUCCCCACCACCACUAAAGGUGUCCCCACCACCCCUCCAGGUGUCCCCACCACCACUCCAGACGUCACCACUGCCCCGCCUUCCACCUCUGAUCCAUGUAACAAGAAUUCCUGCGGUGGUGGGAGUAGUUGCCAGAGACGAUUUAAUGAAACCUACACCUGCCUGUGCUUGGUGGGAAUGAAUUACGAUGAGACUGAAAGGCAGUGUGCAGAUGCCAAGGUGUUCCCUGGCAAACUUGAACUGCGGCUGACAUGGGAUAAACAGCUGAAAAUUAAAACAUCAGAAGGCUUCGAAAAACAAUCCAAAAUCGUUAUUGCUAGGCUCAACCAAACCUUCAAAGAUCUGGAUCUAAAGUACCUUAAGAGUACAGUAUUGGAGUUCAAUCCUAGUGAAUCUGUCGAGAUGAACCUGAGGAAAAACAAAUAUACAAUAGCAACUGUGGAAAACCUCUUUCGACUCAGUUCUAACGCUAACGACAGUUGGGUUACAGACACAGUGUUGAAAGCUAUUACAAAUGACCCACUGAUCGCAUCAUUCAAUGCUACAAAUUUGUGUGAUCGAAAUGCCUGUGAUAAAGCGACUGCAAAUUGUAAAACAGGCGACGAAGGAUCAUUCAACUGUUCUUGUGUUCCUGGUUAUCUCGCUUCUAAGUUCAGCACCAGAGCAUGUUUUGCUUGUCCCAGUGGAGAGAGGCCCUACAAUGAUACUCAUUGUUAUCCUUGUGCCUUCGGAAAAUCUGGAUUUAACUGUGAAGAAUCCUGGCAACUGGCACUGGUGAUCGUUGGGUCUGUAUUGGGAGGUCUGCUCUUCCUCAUGGCCAUUGUUGUAGGUGUGUUGUCAUGCAGGCCUUCAAGGAAGAGCAGCAAGAAGACGUCGGGCACGGAGGAGGACACGGCUACAUACUACAGCCACUCUCUUGCCAAGGCGCCGCUCAUAAACCCCAAUGGACCUAUGCCGGUCGCCGCAAACGGGUUCCCCAAGAUACCAAGGGCCACAUCCACCAGGGACCCACUUGGAGGGGGCCGCAUGGAGAUGACCCCCAAUAACAGCCAGCUCAUCGCUGGUCCGAGGGCCGGCCAUGCAGCGCCCCACAUUCAGAACCGAGACCCCUAUGAGCAGAACCGAGCGACGACCAACCCCUACGUUCAGAACCGGGAACCCUAUGAGCAGAACCAAGCGACAACCAACCCCUACGUUCAGAACCGGGACCCCUUUGAGCAGAACCGAGCGACGACCAACCCCUACGUUCAGAACCGGGACCCCUAUGAGCAGAACCGAGCCAUGAACAACCCCUACGUUCAGAACCAGGCUUACAACAAUAAGAAGCGAGGAUACACAAAUUCAAACUACAUGCACGACGAUGAGAGAAGCUAUUAAUGAGGCAUCUAUGAGCCGGCCCCUGCCCUCCAGCUGAUACGAGGAACAGCACACCUUCUGACGGCACACUUUCAGCUGCUUGCUUAUUUAUUAAUUCAUGGUUUUCAAAUUAAAAUGAAGUGAGAAUGAAUUUGCUUGAAAUUCAGUGCCAAAAUGUGUUUGGUAUUCAGUGUAUCUAAAUAUAAAUUGUUUUACCUCACCUUCAAUGUAGAUGGGCCAAACUUUUUUCACAGAUCUAAUGAAAACAAAUAAAUAUAUUUUGAUUUUAUGAACCUUAAUUAUUGGCUACCUUAAAUAUUAAUCAAUGAGCAAAUGAGUCAGGUUCAUCAAAUACCAUUUAUGGUGGUCUUGGUGACGUUUAUUGAAAGGAUCAUUGUCGAUAUGAGCCAUAUGAGCCAGCAGUAAGAAUAGGCUGUAACUAUAUGCCUUUUGCAAUUAGUCUGUGCUCACAAUGAUGUUCUUAAAUUCAAGGGCAAUGACCUACUAAUUAGGGGAUCUAAUAGGGGUUUGAACAGUGUUCCCAGUCUUUUCAGCUUAUCAUUUUCCUGGUAAGUAAGAUAUAAGUUGAGAUAUAAACUCUCCACUUAGUCUUGCACACAAUGGUGCAGUAAAUGGUGCAGGUGCACCCUAACUCACAGAGGUACUUGAACUCCUUCACAGGGGGGUAAGGACUAAUUUCCUUUUUUUUUCUCGGAAAUUGAGCCUUCAAUGCAUUUCCUA
Messenger RNA from Gadus chalcogrammus (walleye pollock), 2439 nucleotides. RefSeq names its product mucin-13-like. The record is from RefSeq and is a predicted model, not a curated record. NCBI's taxonomy places the organism in Eukaryota, Metazoa, Chordata, Actinopteri, Gadiformes, Gadidae. The transcript has 13 exons. Bases 1 to 1719 code for a protein of 572 amino acids. Gene Ontology annotation, biological process: cell-cell junction assembly.